This is a messenger RNA of Strongylocentrotus purpuratus (purple sea urchin), 2941 nucleotides long. RefSeq names its product golgin candidate 2-like. Gene Ontology annotation, biological process: DNA damage tolerance; protein monoubiquitination. The transcript is spliced from 7 exons. Gene Ontology annotation, molecular function: ubiquitin protein ligase activity; single-stranded DNA binding. Lineage: Eukaryota; Metazoa; Echinodermata; Echinoidea; Camarodonta; Strongylocentrotidae. The coding region runs from base 87 to 1937 and encodes 616 amino acids. The record is from RefSeq and is a predicted model, not a curated record.
GCAUUGUAUGCUCACGAGAACGAGAAACUGCUGGAAAUUUGAUCAGUUAUCUUUGGAAUCACCUUUUGUCUAGAAACACGAAGAAGAUGGCUGGAAGAUUAAAAGGAAGUUUAACGGAAAAGGUUGGUGAGAUCAAGAGAAUGCAGAGCAAUUGGAUGAGAGAACGAUCUCAAAACAUUGAUGGUCGAGAGAGCAUGGGUGAAGCACUUGAAGGAGGUGGAGAAAGGAAGGGCCGAGACAAGAGUGCCAGAAAAUCUGCUCAGACAAAUGAUAAAUCAGGGUCGGAAACGAUGUCCUGGAGUAUGGGCAAUUCUAAAAAGAAACCCCCAUCAACUCAAAAUUCAACAAAACCAUCCACCAAGCAGCAGACACUAAGAACACGAUCGGCUUCCCCGGCUCGGAGUGCGACAAAUUCCGCAAAGAAGAGUCCAUCUGCGUCAUCAUCAUCAGCUGCUAGUAAGAGGAAUGGCUCCUCAUCCAGGCCUUCAAGUGCAAGGAGUACUGCUAGCGAAGGGUCACGUCCUCCUUCUGGUAGGAACUACCCAUCAUCAUCACAACCAGAUAAAUCAGCCAGGACAGAUCACAAGAGAAGGGUGGGUGAUAAUGACAGCAUUUCUUUAGGUACAAGGGAGAGGACUGAUGUUCGGUCUACCCGAGGAGAUUUAGGGGAUAGGUUCCAUUCGGAGCCAAACUUGAAUAACUUUGAAGGUUCUGAUAGGGGUGGUGAGACAAGUUCCAGGAGACUACAGGGGGAUAUGGGGGACUAUGAUAGUACGAGAGGGGUACAGUCAACACAUUCCCUAGGCCAUAGUAAACAAACAGUCGAUGACCAACGCAUGGUGAGAGAUAGCCAGACGUCCAGUCAGGUUGACGGCAGCGCGUUGGAGAGAAGACCACGGCCAAAACCUUCUUUGGAUCCAGAUGCCUUUGACAGGCUAGCUGACCAGAUUGCUACCAGGGUGAAGGCAGAGAUGAAGGAUGAGAGACAGGAGUUGAUUCGCCAAUCAGGAUAUCCUCAGAACGUCCUGGAUGAACCCAAUGAUCAGCCAGAAGGAUACAUUGAAGGACAUCACUGCUGUAAAUGCAAGCAGUUAAUGAUACCACCUGAUCAUUCUGCAACUCUCCUGGUUCCGUGUGGACACACCCUCUGCGAAGCAUGUGCAGAAGAUAGAAUCAAAUGCCCAACUUGCAGAACGAGAGUCACCUCAACGUCACUGAAUUCAACUCUCCAAGAAAUCAUCUCCUCCUCGAGACCCAACUCUGGAGCUUGCCCUCUUGCCUCCCACUCUCAACCACUGACCAAUCACAGAACUCCCUCGGAUGUCAAUCAAAAUCACGUCUCAACUCAUUCGACCAAUCACUACCCAGACAGCCACAGAACUCAACAAUACACGCCUUCUCAAUAUGCAGAUGAGGGACAAGUCCAUUCAAGACCAGAGGGGGGAACCGAGCAUCUUACUAGAGGGUUCAAUAAUAAUGAUAAUAAUGCAAGGACGAGAGAAAGUAAGGAUGCAGGAAGUGAGAAGGUCGAUGUUGCGCGUAGCAGGAGGAAGAUGAGCCCGGAAGAAGAAGCGAGGAAGCUGGAGGAUGAAUACCAAUCACUUGGUAUCCGAUGCGAAGCUUUGGAGAGUGAAGAAGCAGAUGUAGUGGAGAGGGUGGAGAAACAAAACCAAGAAAUUGCCAAACACAAGCAACAAAUGGGCAACAUAUCACAGAAACAGCAGCAUCUGAGGGAUGAAAUAAAAGGUCUGGAGAAAAGAUUAGCUGGCCUUGAAGGUCAUCGGCAGGAAUACAAGAGACAGGUGGAGGAUGCAGAGGACAGGAAGAGGGAGGAGCUUGACCAGCUUGCGAUGGUCCGCACCCUGCUGAGGGACAAGCAAAGGAAUCGUGAGAGGGUCAAGAUGUCUGCAAGAAAGUUGAACGUUUCUCUUGACUGAACACUCUGAUUUGGACUACUUGUAAUGGACCCUCUACAAUCAAAUGAGGGGGUUAUCCCAUGGUGCAAACUAUGCAAAUAUUAAGUGCUGUCCGAUAUUUAUUUAUUGCCUUGUGUUCAAGGCCAGUUACUGAAAAUAAUAUGUAAAGUAAUAAUUAAAUCCAUAACAUUGUGGUCUCUGUUUCAGCCAAUUGUGGGUGCCCAUGUGUCCCCGGGCGCCUGUUGGUGUCAAGUCCUACCUAGUAUGUAAAAGAUCUACAAUUGUCUCUAAGAUCAGUAAAGAAUUGAUUGGUAUACUACAAAGUUGAAGUUCCAUUAUCGUCUGUCUUUAGUCCUAUUCUUCAAAUACAGGGUGUAUGUAUUAUAAGAUGAUAUCAUUGCAUGUAAUAAAGGACUUACCAAACCUUGGUUGCAGUCGGAAACAUUGAGCAAUAUAUUAUAAAUAUACCUGCAUGUGUUCCUGUAAUUGGCAGUUUUGUCACAUUGCAUGAAUUUGAGGGGAAAGUAUUCUUCAGCUUCUUGUGGUCUAUGAUACAAAACCAAUCCCAAUCAUUCGAAAUUGCAAGAUAAUAAUGAUAAUAAUCUGGAUCUAUAUACAUGUAGCACUUGGUACAAAAUACUGUCUCUAUAAAGUGCUUUGCAGAUAAUCCAGAUAUUAUUUUUUGUGUGUUGAAAUAUACAAUACACUAGAUACAAAAAGAAGACUUUGAUAUGUAAUAUUAAUGGAUUGUUUGUCAAAAUCUCUUGUACUCUUAGACCUUGGUCUAAUCAUCAGAAAGUAAGUUGCAAAGGAAUUGUGUGAUCAAUAUUAUGGAUGAUUUUGCACUUUUCUCUCUGAUAUUACAUUAACAACAAGGGUUGUUGAUAUUUAUGACAAUCUUGAAUAACUAUACCCACCCCCUGAAAUCAUUAGUUUUGUACAUAAGUCAACCAGGGGAGUGUUUCACAAAGACUAAGAUUGACUUUAAGUUUGACUUAAAUAUGGUAGGCCAUUCAUGCCACUGU